Messenger RNA from Rhizophagus irregularis DAOM 181602=DAOM 197198, 745 nucleotides. NCBI's taxonomy places the organism in Eukaryota, Fungi, Glomeromycota, Glomeromycetes, Glomerales, Glomeraceae. The record is from RefSeq and is a predicted model, not a curated record.
CCGGAAACGGUAUCCGGGAUAACUGUAAAAUAAUUUAUAAUUAUUUAUUAGUUGUUUGUUAUUUUAAUCUAACUUUAUAAAAUUCAUUUUAGGUUUAAAAUUAUUUUAUCAAUCAUUGCUGGAUGCGUGUAAUGAAAGAGACAACGAGAUAACACGACUUAAUAUGGCAGAACUUGCUAAGAAGAUCGAAGAAAGUAUUUUUACUAACACUGGAUCAAGUCCUUAUGAUGUUAAAUAUAAAACGUGUUGUAGAAGUAAGCUUUGGAAUCUACGAGACAAGAGAAACUCUGAAUUUGUAAAUAAAGUUAUUAGCGGAACUAUCAAAGCUGAAGACGUUUACAAAUUGACGGGAGAUGAAAUGCUUUCUCACGAAAAAUAUUAUCAAAAGCAAUCAGAAAUAAGGAGGAUGGUUGAAAAUUGUGUCAGAUACGAAUCAGAUUUAGUACCAAUGAAACUUGAGUCAGACGGUUCAUUGAGUUCUUGCAUGUCUGGAGGUAGUGGAGGGACUGUUUGGGUUUCCCGUAAUAUGCUUGAUAAAUCUUAGUGUUUUAUAUGAUUAGUAAUGGUCUAAUUAAUAGAUGUUGCAUAUUAAUUAUAUAGCAUAUACUUAGACUCAUUGAAAAUUAGAUGCCUAUUCUUCCUUUUUUUUAUCUUUGUUGCUCUGAUUUGAAAGAAGGAUAAAAAUAAUAUAUUCAACACAUAAAACAGUAUUAAUUUUCGGAGUUAAAAUGUAUUUCAUUGAUUU